AUGUUUUGUUUUUUUUAAAAAGAGUUUUGACCAACAAGUACAUGUGAAUACAGUAAGAAAGUUUGUAUUGAUGAUCUCUUGUACUGUAUAUGUACAGUAGAUUACUGGCAUCUUUAAAAUGUUUCAAGGUAAUUGUAACCAGUCAUAUACAGUAGUCAGUAUAGUGGAGUUUAAUAAAGUUCACAGUAGUUACGUGCAACAACUAUCUCCUCUCUCAUUGGAUGGCACAGCAGUAUAUAUUGAUGUGUGAGUGUGUUUCACAUGUUCUUCCCGGUUUAAUUCGAUGGUGCAUCACUGGGAGAGUCAUUGUGUUUCAGUGAACUCCACCUUUCCUGUGGCUUCUUCGAGAACGGAUCAAUAUCGUGCCAGUUUCUGAGGACGACUUUCAGCUGCAGCGCCAGUUGAUGGAGAAAUAUUUCAGACCUUUGCAUCCUCAUCAGGACACCAGAGGCGUCAAGGGUCAUAAGUCUAAAAUGUGUGACCAUCAAGAAAAAGGCCACAAGCACGGAAAGACUUCUAACUCUAAAUCUCAACCAAUGAAGCACCAUCACCAAAGUCAAGGCCAUCGUCAUCGUCAAAAGUUACAACAGUCAGAUGACAACGAUAGCCAUGACACCCAUUCAACAGCAGAGGACAGCCUUUUCAGUGAUCAUCCCCCCGACCAUCAACAUCAGUGUGACGAUGACAAGACUCAUCACUCUCACCAUUACCAUCGCAAGCAAAACCAUCGCCAUACUUGUCUUUCAGAAACUCCCCUAAGUUCCUCAACUGGUUCCUCUUCCUCCUCCUCCUCCUCCUCCUCCUCCUCCUCCUCUACUUCUUCUGCUUCAUCAACAUCCUCCUCCCCUUUGUCCUCCUCCUCCUCCUCUUCCUUUUCUUCCUCCUCUUCAACAUCUUCCUCUAGCCUGUCCUCUGAGGCCAGCAGUGAGUGUUUAGAUAAAUAUCCACUUAAGAAGCCCCAGCAUUCACUUUCCUGUAAUGACAUUUCCAGGAAAAACAAGUACUUUGAUGAAGAAGAAGACGACACAGCCCCUUUAAUAGAUAAAAGAGGUAAUCAAAACAGGCUCCCUGCCAAACAGAAACAGGAGAAAGGGAAGUCCUCUCACAGUGGCUCCACUCAGGGCACCCUGAAGAACACACAGAGGACUACCAAAGGUUCAGAGAAUGAUGGUUUUCGCAAAGCCAAAUCAAUGGAGGCUCUCACUAGACCCAAAGAAAAAGAAUGGCAUGGAAAUGGAGAUGGAAAUGAACAAGAAGAGAAGAGAAAAGGCGAAGCCAAGAAGAAUUUAACGAAGGAAAAAAUGAAGUUCUCUGCCUUCCUUAAUGAGAUCACUCGCCAGGUGCUCAGCCCCAUGAGACUCACCACUCUUGGGGUUACAGAUGCUCAAAGACCCUGCAGUCCAGGGCAGGGCUCUGUUAGAUCCAGUAAGGCAGACAGCAGCACUGAGAAACACAAACAGCAGCAGAACCAGCAUGCCAGUGCAGACUCAAUUAGCUCCAGCAAGCACUCCCAUAGCAGUAAGCACUCUUCUCACUCUAAAACCAUCCACCACCAUCAGCGUCACCAUUCUACAGACUCACCCCAUAGCAUGAAUCACAGGCCCAGAAGCUGGUCUCAGACUUCUCAGCAUCAUUCCCCUUCUCAUAAGCACAACCGCCACCAUCACCAAGGAGACCAUCACACUUCUGGUCAUCACCAUGGUGACUGCAACAAACCAUAUUAUCGCCAUCAUCGCAAAGACUACCACAACACAGCAAGUCAUCACCAUCACCACAGUCCCGUCCAUCAUCAUGGAGCUCACCAUAGCCACACUCAUCACCAUGGUGACCACCACAAAGACCAUGACAACACCUCGCAUCACCAUCACUAUGGAAACCAACAUCAUGGAGACCAGAGCCCAAAUCAUGAUGGAGAGCAGCACCACAGUGCAACUCAUUAUUAUCACCAUCGCAACCAUCACAGUUCAGGUCACCACCCCCAUAGCAACCACCAAAACAUUGAAUGUCCUACUACACCAGGUCACCAUGGAAACAAGAGCCUAACCAAUGACCUUGGAGUCCACCACAGCCCAACAAUUCAUCAUCACCAUGGUGACCACCACAGUAAACCUCAUCUUCAUCGCCAUGGAGACCAUCACAGUCCAGACCAUCAUCAUCACCAUGGCAACCAUCACAGUCUAGACCAUUCGCAUCACCAUGGAGACCACCACAGUCCCGACCAUCAGCAUCACCAUGGAGACCACCACAGUGAACCUCAUCUUCAUCACCAUGGAGACCACCAUAGUCCGGACCAUCAGCAUCACCAUGGAGACCACCACAGUGAACCUCAUCUUCAUCACCAUGGAGACCACCACAGUCCAGACCGUCCGCAUCACCAUGGAGACCACCGCAGUCCCGACCAUCAGCAUCACCAUGGAGACCACCACAGUUCAGACCAUUUGCAUCACCAUGGAGACCACCACAGUGAACCUCAUCUUCAUCACCAUGGAGACCACCACAGUCCAGACCGUCCGCAUCACCAUGGAGACCACCACAGUCCAGACCGUCCGCAUCACCAUGGAGACCACCACAGUUCAGACCAUUUACAUCACCAUGGAGACCACCACAGUGAACCUCAUCUUCAUCACCAUGGAGACCACCACAGUCCAGACCGUCCGCAUCACCAUGGAGACCACCACAGUGAACCUCAUCUUCAUCACCAUGGAGACCACCACAGUUCGGACCAUCAGCAUCACCAUGGAGACCGCCACAGUUCAGACCAUUUGCAUCACCAUGGAGACCACCACAGUUCAGAUCAUUUGCAUCACCAUGGAGACCACCAUAGUACAGGUCAUCACCAAGGACAUCACUCUGAAUCACAUCUCAACCAGCCCUGCUCCAAAAACACUGAUGUUGACCAUGAUGACCUUGAUGACCACCAUCCUCAUUUAAAGGGCCAUUCUGCUGGCAGUCCCCCUUUACACAGGAAGCUGGAGUCACCCAGGAACACUAGCAGUCCUUCCAGUCAGGACAAGGAACAGACAAGCUUCACUGGCCCAUCCUCACAUAAAGAAAAGGCACAUGAACUGGGCAGAAUCAUGAUACUGCAGGAGCAUAAUGAAGGUCUGCAUCAAAGUUUGCUGAAGACAGCAGUGAGGAUGGAGUGUUUAGGAGAGGAAUUCGUGAACAGCCAAAAACUUCUGGAAACAGAGCUUCAGAGGACACGUAUGGAGCUUAGCAACCUCACCGAGAGGUUUAGGAGACUACACGACCACUGCUCCUCCACGCAACAGACUAAUAAUCUCCUAGAGCAAAAGCUUCAUUCAGUGUGUCAGAGUAUGGAAGGAGAACGUGAGAGGUUGAACUGGCGUAUUUCAGCGCUGACGGAGCAGCUCACUGAUGCAAAAUUUGCCAACAAAGUGGAAACAUUUAAUGUACACAAAACUGAGCUCCAUUUUCAGUCAGAUGAUGGCAUGAAUCAGGUGGUUCUUCCCAUCGCUCCCCCUCCGGCUCAGUUCAUGGACAGCCGUAACUAUGAAAAUUCCAAAGCCGGCGGGCAGGAGCAACCUCUGGGGUCAGUUCCAGAGGAGGAGGAAUCGGACUGGUCAGAGAUGGGAGACGAGACCCCACGAUUUAUACUGACAGGGUCAAACAGAGGUCCAGUAUGGAGACAUAGGGAAGCAGACGGGGACAAAGACAGCGAGGGUGAGGAAAUUGUCAGACGACACUCUCCACGCCCAGUGCAGAUACCUCAUGUCCAGUUCACCAGCCACAAUGAGAAGCGGUCUGACGGCAUGACAGGUGAGGGCACUUACAGGAUCCCCACAAGUCCAAACCUGGGCUCUGCCAUCCUGAUCCGGUCAGCUAGCCUGGAGGAAAUCCCUCUGGUACGCCAUCACAUGCACAAGGAGCUCAGAGGCACGGAGGCCAUGAUGGACCUCCACCACCAAGGGCAUGAAGCAAUCGAGGAUUUAGAUAAUGAGAUCAUUCAUCACUGGAGAACAAACAACGCCAGAGAUAUGGCUAUUGGGAGGCCGAUAGAAGGCAGGACGUCAGAGGCAGAAAGCAGCCUGGCCGGCCUGCAGUCAGCCGAGCGGAUGCUCAACCACUUCACAUGUGGACUGCAGCCCGGGGAAGGCCGGGGCAGGGCCGAGGUGCAUGGCUGGACAGGAGGGAUUCCAGAUGAGGUGUUGAAAGGGGAGCGAACCAAGCUGUGACAGAAACAUGAGUGCACAGUUCACUGUGUCGGAAGUCAUAAUUUACUUUGAUCUUUAUGUACAAGGAAAAGUUCAAUGAAACUCUUUUUUUAGUGGCUCAGUGGUUCAGUCCCUUUAUUUAACAUGUGGUUUAUGGAGAUUUUGAAUUCAAACUGUGAGACUUACUGGAUUCACUUUGAUAGCUUGUCUCUAAUUAACCCUUAUCAGAUAGUACAUUGGGCUCCCUGAUUUGUUUCUUAAUACAAAUCUAAUAAUUG
Molecule: messenger RNA, 4453 nt
Organism: Sander lucioperca (pikeperch)
Lineage: Eukaryota; Metazoa; Chordata; Actinopteri; Perciformes; Percidae
Product: filaggrin
Exons: 9
Coding region: 405-4196 (1263 amino acids)
Source: RefSeq, a predicted model, not a curated record